AUGCCACUAGAUGCCGAUACAAUUCCCAAUGAAUCUGGUAAAUCUCCCGAAUUGGACUAUCGGCACGAGCUGAUGGGUCGUUUACAUAAAAUUGAACCAGACGUUGAACUUGAAGUAUUAUCUACGCCACAUAAUCAUCAUAAUAGUCACCAUCUGCAUCAUCAUCACCAUCAUCAUCACCACCAUUUGCAUCAACAGCAUCAGCAACAGCAACACAAUCUCCAGCAGCAAUUAUCCACACAUAGCAAUCAUAAUAAUGGCAAUAGUAAUAAUAGUCAAUUGGAACAUUGGCAACAUCAACAUCAACACCAGCAACAACAUCAGCAUCAACAACAGCAUCAUCAGCAUCAUUUGCAACAUCACAAUAGCAAUCAUGAGCAUACGCCAUUUACACAACCCCCGCCACCGCCACUCAACACCACACAAACACAUACAACAGCCAGUGAUAAUCCCGCCAGUUCACCUAAUUCCAAUUCAAAUUCAGCUUACAGCUGCGCCGCUUACGAUGGCACGUCAACAACAUUUGAUGUUGCCAACGCGGCGUACGCAGCAACAAAUGCGGCGGCAAGUGAAAAGGAAUAUUUAUUUGAAACCAAAAACAAAGAGGCUCUCUGCAAUCCAUACUCUGACAUUGAUGAUCCAUACCAGCGUCCGGCAUUGUGGGAAGAUAUUGCCAGCUCAAUACAAAAUAUUGAUCCAGAAAAUGCUUUAAUGUUAGGCUCAAAUUCAAGUAAUGCGCAGGUUUCGCUAGCAACUAAUCCAACUGCCAACACAUUAUUGCCGCAAGUCAAAAUGGAAGCAAUCGAUGAUACUUUGCUCGAAACACUCUCGACACCAUUGCUCAGUCCUAUGGAAAUUAAAACAGAGAAACCAACAUCACUACAUCAACAGCAUACACAUUUGCAGCAGCAACAACAUCAACAACAGACACAUCAUACUUAUCAGCAUUAUCAACUACAUCAGCAACAUUUAUACCAACAUCAUCCUAGUUUGGUUGGUAGUGGCGCCGGUAAUACCGGCAGUGGAGGUGGUGGUGGCAACAGCAGUAAUGAUGAAACCAUAACACUUUUGCAAUUACAUCAGCAACAGCAGCAGCAACAACAACAGCAGCAGCAUAUUGCUGGCACACUAAAUAGCAAUAGUAAUAGUCCUAUACAAUCGAUACGUUGCAAUAGUGCGGCUAGUAAUCAUAAUGCGGAAAACAACAGUGCCAGCAAUAACAUUGUCAAUGGUGAUAAUAGCAGUAACAUUUCCUAUCAACAAUAUGCAUCUCAACAACAUUUAAAUAGUAGCAAUAAUUAUCUUAAUGGCGGUAUAGCAAGCACAAGUGCAACAUUAACUACAUCAACGACAUUAACGAACUUAACAUCAUUUCAUCCUAAAUACCAAAUACCACCGCCAUUACAAAACUCAAGCCAACAACAACAACAAAAUCCACAAUUAUGCCCACCUGCAGCACCGUCAAUGUCAACAAGACAUAUGUUCGUACCGCCACUAACGCCGCCUAGCUCAGAUCCCGGAAGUCCGGGUAGUUCUAUGGUUGCUGCUGCAGCAGCCGCUGCACAAGCAGCUCAACAACAACAAUCACAAAACCGUCGUACAACUCCGCCACCUCCUUAUGCACAACAACAACAACAGCAGCAGCAACAAUUGCAACAACAGGGUCAUCCACUUUCAACAAUUUGUCCCAAUAUCAUAACGUUACACCCCUCAAAUGCUGCUGCUAUGGUGCAUAACUCAGUGCACCAUUUAAGUCCGGGGCGUACACUGACCACACUAACCUCGAAUGGCGGAACGAGUAGUACAUCAGCGAUUGGCAGUAGUAAUGCGCCUAGCCCCACGGACACCAAUGACAAUGAUUCGGCUAAAAGUGACAACUAG
Teleopsis dalmanni is the source of this 1881-nucleotide messenger RNA. Its product is annotated as dendritic arbor reduction protein 1-like. NCBI's taxonomy places the organism in Eukaryota, Metazoa, Arthropoda, Insecta, Diptera, Diopsidae. The transcript is spliced from 6 exons. The record is from RefSeq and is a predicted model, not a curated record. Bases 1 to 1881 code for a protein of 626 amino acids.